Messenger RNA from Pungitius pungitius (ninespine stickleback), 2555 nucleotides. RefSeq names its product dihydropyrimidinase (gene dpys). NCBI's taxonomy places the organism in Eukaryota, Metazoa, Chordata, Actinopteri, Perciformes, Gasterosteidae. Gene Ontology annotation, molecular function: dihydropyrimidinase activity. Gene Ontology annotation, cellular component: cytoplasm. Gene Ontology annotation, biological process: pyrimidine nucleobase catabolic process. The record is from RefSeq and is a predicted model, not a curated record. Bases 88 to 1449 code for a protein of 453 amino acids. The transcript is spliced from 9 exons.
CAGUUCACUCUGGGUUGUCUCUCUCUCUCUCUCUCUCUCUCACUCUCUCUGUGUGUGUGUGUGUCUCUCUCUAGCGUGCACAGCGGGAUGUCCGAGCACAGCGGAAUCUUGAUAAAAGGAGGUAAAGUGGUGAAUGAGGACUGCUCCGUGAUCGGCGACGUCUACAUCGAAAAUGGCAAGAUCAUCGAAGUGGGACUGGGUCUCCAGAUCCCGGGAGGGGCGCGCGUCAUCGAUGCCACCGACAAGCUGGUGAUGCCGGGCGGCAUCGACACGCACACGCACAUGGAGCUGGAGUUCAUGGGCACCAGGGCCGUGGACGACUUUUACAUCGGAACCAAGGCGGCCCUAGCAGGAGGGACAACAAUGAUCCUGGACUUUGUCAUCCCCCAAAAGGGCAAGUCUCUGCUGGAGGCCUACGACUGCUGGAGGAAGAAAGCUGACCCCAAAGUUUGCUGCGACUACUCGCUGCAUGUCGCCGUCACAUGGUGGAGCGAGCAGGUCAAAAAAGAGAUGCAGACGCUGACCGAAGAGAAGGGCGUCAAUUCCUUUAAGAUGUUCAUGGCCUACAAAGACGUGUUCAUGCUGACGGACUCCGAGCUGUACGCCGCCUUCUCCCUCUGUAAGGAGGCCGGAGCCAUAGCUCAGGUGCACGCCGAGAACGGGGACCUGAUCGCAGAGGGGGCGAAGAAGAUGCUGUCUCUGGGCAUCACGGGGCCAGAGGGCCACGAGCUGUGUCGGCCGGAGGAGGUGGAGGCCGAGGCCACCCAGCGAGCCAUCACCAUCGCACACGCCGUCAACUGCCCGCUCUACGUGGUCCAUGUCAUGAGCAAGUCUGCCGCCAAGGUGGUGUCCAAUGCUCGCAGAGAUGGGCGCGUGGUGUUCGGGGAGCCCAUCGCAGCCGGACUGGGCACCGACGGCACUCACUGCUGGCACCAAGACUGGGCCCAUGCUGCUGGCUUCGUCAUGGGCCCUCCCCUCAGACCUGACCCCAGCACCCCGGGGUACCUCAUGGACCUACUGGCCAAUGACGAUCUCAGUUUGACCGGGACGGACAACUGCACCUUCUCCGUGUGCCAGAAGGCCCUCGGCAAAGACAACUUCACUAAGAUCCCAAACGGAGUGAACGGAGUGGAGGACAGGAUGUCUGUGAUCUGGGAGAAAGGAGUGGAACAAGUUGCCUGCUGCUGCAGUUCAGCACUGACCUUUUGCCCGCACAGCGGGAAAAUGGACGAGAAUCGAUUCGUAGCCGUCACCAGUAGCAACGCAGCCAAAAUCUUCAACUUCUACCCGCAGAAAGGCCGCAUCGCCAGGGACUCGGAUGCCGACGUGGUUAUAUGGGACCCAAAGAUGACAAGUGCUGUCAGUAACUCCUGCAGACGCAGAGUGCCGAUGACACAUUGGGCAGGGCAGGAAGCGCGUCUCCACGGUGUCACGCAUCGGGUCAAAUAAGUCGAAGCUCAUGAAGUUCAGCAGUGAAGCACGCACGCUGGAGCAGCUAAAAAGGGAAGCGACGUAUCUUUUAUCUAGCGCCACCUCCACGCACACAAAUACACCAGGCCACGUAAGCCCGAUUGUGCUCUGUGCAGGAGUCAGGGCAUGCCAUCACUUAUCUACUGCAACACCAUCUACAUAUGAAUUACGGAAUGAUUCAUUCUUUUCCAGGUUUGGUUGAUUUUCUGUUUUUAACACUUGCUUGAGCUCAAUGAGCAAAGCCUCAGUGGGAUAUCGCUGAUGGGUCACGGCGAGGAUCUGAAAGAUGACGAAUAUUUUACGUGGGAGCAUAACCCGUUUUUCUAAGUAGAGAACAUGCAGAAUAAAGGGCUCAGAAUAUCACACGGCUUGUUUGUUUCUGUUCAUCUUUCCUAUUUUUACAUCCAAAUAUGAAGCGGAAGACAGUGUGCCGUCUCAAGGAGCACAUCACCCACUGAUGCUAAAUAUACUGAGGACAGUUGUGCGUUCCAAUGGCUUGUGUGCUGUGGCACACUGGUUCUUAUAUAACCCAGAAUGGCGGCGCUCUGUGUGCUGCAGAAUCGUGGCUCAGCCCCGUCGGGGACGUCACAAACCGCUGGUGUGCACAUCACAUACUGGUGUGCACAUCACAUACUGGUGUGCACAUCACAUACUGGUGUGCACAUCACAUACUGGUGUGCACAUCACAUACUGGUGUGCACAUCACAUACUGGUGUACACAUCACCUACUGGUGUGCACAUCACCUACUGGUGUACUUUGCCAGUGAAUGGAUUCAUACAGAAACCUGUGUGCGACCACGACGCCCCCUGCUGAGGAGGAGGAGGAGCUCGCCGUCCGUGAAGCCUCGUAAUGGAUGGCCCCUCGGCACGAGCGUCGCUCCGUAACCACUUUAUCAACGGGUUGCGUAAGCAGAACCGCCUAGGAAGCUGAUUGCCUUGUUUGUCUCAUGACUUGGAUAAUGAGGACACAUCUUGCCUUUGUCAGUGCACACUAUGGUGUCUGCCUCUGCCAACCAACGGGGGAAAUGUAUGAAUCAGGAGAGGAGGGCUCUCUGAGAUAAAAAAAAAAAAAAAAAAGAAAGCAA